Botrytis porri is the source of this 2250-nucleotide messenger RNA. RefSeq lists its product as uncharacterized. The transcript has 5 exons. The record is from RefSeq and is a predicted model, not a curated record. Bases 230 to 907 code for a protein of 225 amino acids. Lineage: Eukaryota; Fungi; Ascomycota; Leotiomycetes; Helotiales; Sclerotiniaceae. Gene Ontology annotation, biological process: NADH dehydrogenase complex assembly.
AAAGCUUGCCUGCCUUACAUAGAAGGAAUCUACCAGUUAGGUACAGAACCGAACGGAAGUUCCCUUCUCCUAGUACUAGCCUACUAGGUAAUAUCUUGAACUUCAUCCGACAUCAAUCGAACCAUUGUUCUUACGCAACACUACCAUUGAUAAUAUCGAAAACACUAUAUUUCCGAAGAGUCGAAGUAUUUAGAGAUCCAAGCAGAGGUAAUCAGUAUCACUUUCGGUAAUGGAUCUUUUUGGCGGUUCCAAACCCUGGUCGGCCCUUGACUGGACCUCAAGUGAUGAUAGAGUUCGAGGUGGAGCUUCACAAUCUUAUCUUGAAUGUUCUCCGCCUUCCUCUAUAGCUACAUUCAGGGGUACACUGGACAUUAAAACUCUGGGAGGUGCAGGUUUUGCAUCUCAAAGGACGACUGCAGAUCACACUUGGGAUCUCUCAGCGUACGACGGAAUUUUACUCGAUCUAGGAAAGAGUGAUCGAAAAAUGUACACCUUCAUCCUCAAAGAUGAAUUACUUCCAAAAAGUCCCGAUGGAAGAGAACAAAGUACGAUCAGUUGGGAGUUUGACUUCGAGGGCCCUGCAGAUCAUUCAUCGAUUUUUAUAAAGUGGACAGAUCUGAAACCUACUUAUAGGGGACGCGAAAAGAAAGAUGCCGUCCCUUUAGAUUUAAAUCACAUUAAACGAUUUAGUAUUAUGAUGCGAAGCUUUUUCGGAACCCAAGAAGGGGACUUUUCCCUGGAUAUCAUUUCGAUAUCCGCCGUAGAAGAUAAGGAGAAUAUCGAUACACCAUAUCGAGAUGAUCCCAGUGAGAAAGGCUACACAAAUUUAGAUUCUAGAAAGGGCGAAGAAACCCCGACAACGCGGCAGAGCUGGAUUGCCUGGUUCUUUGGGUGCAAUGUAUCAUAGGAAUUGACGGACCGGUACAUACGUGAUUGGCCUCCAUAGUGACUCCGGCGGCAAUCUCAUCGCGCCACGGUAUAUCCACCCCCGCUUCGAUCCUUGUUCACACGAGGUUCGUCUGAAACACCAUGUCAAUUCUGGUGAUUAGCCAAUCAACAUUGGAUACUACCGGAAGUCAAAUGCUUAUCCUAUCCGGUUUCUUCAUGCAAAUGCGAAGAAUGAUCCACUAUUCUUUACUGAGAAAGUCUGUUAAAGAUUCCUGGGCGGAAGUAUAACAGAACAUUCUGUGCCGUAUUUACAACUGCCACAAAACACCUGCGGUUGACAGUCGAUGAUUGAGACAUUGGCUACCUCGGACCGAAUUUAAUUUGAGCUAGCCAUGUUUACACAAGUACGAGGAACCCUCUCAUUCCUUCCGGAUGUACGGUACUACUCGAAAUAAGGCUUUCUCAAGAAAGGGCUUCAUCCAGCGGAAUUAUCCUGGAGUGUCACAUGUGUCUUUUCCAAAUUGCCAAGAUGUCAACGCUUUAAUCCCAUUCAUCGCAUUUGUUAAAUACAUAUAUAUGCUUCAUUGAACCACGUAACUACCAUGCUGCAGUGUAGUAUUCGUAUACACACUGCAAUAAGCACUACAUAAAUUUCAUCUGAUUGAAUUAUUACAUUGUGUGCGGCACAUUUGAUUUGAGAUCUUACGAAUUACUUGUUCAGUCGAAUGCUAUUCCUUCAACCUGUCAACCUUCCCAAUUCUGUUUACCGCGAUAUAGUUUCGAACCUGGUCACACUUAGGAGAAACCCUGUAUCCUCGUGCUCUACGCCGCAAUACCACCCACACCUACAGUUGACUCCAUUUUCCUGAUACGUCGACGAACCCUUCCUAAAAUCAUCCCUGACAGCUGAAGGUUCCACGUUUUCCCCUUGUCUAACAUCUCAUGAACACCCACACUUUUAUUUCUCAUUCUUGUUAUAUCCAUGCAUACUAUCCUACCGAGUACACUGUUUCUGCCCCAUAACGAUGAUUACUACGAUAUAUAGUAGCUCGUUUCGUUUCGUCUUGCGCCCUCAGCUCCUUCGCGCGAUAUGUCUCAAUUGAAGAUAAUUCUCCACAAACGGCACGCACGGGUGAAGGUUAUCAAUCACUAGAGAAAUCCCAUAUCUGCCAGUUCAAAUGUACAACAUAUUGGCCCUGAAUCUUUUGUUUCGGGAUAUACGGCACAGCCCCCAAGAAAUAGGCCUUUGAAUUUAUUCUUGAUUAUAUGAAUUAUUUCGCGGUGAUGAUUUCAUACAGUUUUGUUUUCUUUUUCAGAGCAGGGCUGGUGGAGAGGAAGCGAGUCACUAGGCCCUGCUAAACA